AUGGCAAACCAUUUUCAAGAUCCCUUAACUACUUCCCCUAAAUCAAGCCUUAGCAAAGAAGGAGAAACGGUGAGCUUGCAAGCAGAGAGGAUUUUGAACUCCUUGGCCUUCCCCAUGGUUCUCAAAGCCGCUUUGGAGCUUGGCGUCAUUGACACAAUCGCAGCUAUAGACGAAGACGUGUGGCUCUCAUCUUCUGAGAUUGUGCUUCGUCUCCCGACCAAGCCCACUAACCCAGAGGCACCGGUUUUGUUGGAUCGGAUGCUGGUUUUACUAGUCAGUCACUCGAUCUUGAAGUACCGUUUGGUUAAAACCGGAGAAAAAGGUCAAACCGAGAGGCUAUAUGCAGCUGAACCGGUUUGCACGUUUUUUCUGAACCGUGGAGAUGGCUUGGAUUCUUUCAAGUCUAUGUUCAUGUUACUCCAAAGCGAGGUCUACUUCAAGACAUGGACCCAUCUCAAAGAUGUUAUAUUAGAAGGAAAAGAUGCAUUCACCUAUGCUUAUGGCAUGCGAGUUUUCGAAUUUAUUGUUUGUAAUGAACUGUUCGCUAAGAUGUUUAAUGGGGCAUUGUCGGAAGCUUCCGCAUUUACCAUGACAAAGGCUUUAGAAGUUUACAAAGGAUUCGAAGAUGUAAACACUUUGGUGGAUGUGGGAGGAGGAUUUGGAACCGUUUUAGGUCUAGUGACUUCCAAGUAUCCCCAUAUUAAAGCCAUCAAUUUUGAUCUACCUUCGGUUUUAGCCCAUGCUCCUCUUUAUCCAGGAGUGGAGCAUGUUUCAGGAGAUAUGUUUACAGAAAUUCCAAAAGGAGAUGCCAUCUUCAUGAAGGUGAGUAUACAUUCUACUUCAAUGUGA
Messenger RNA from Microthlaspi erraticum, 849 nucleotides. The record is from the annotation of a GenBank genome assembly. NCBI's taxonomy places the organism in Eukaryota, Viridiplantae, Streptophyta, Magnoliopsida, Brassicales, Brassicaceae.